AGAUCUAUUGAGUCUAAAAGAAGGCCUACUAGAUCUAGAACCGGUAGAUCAACAAUCGCCAUGACAGAAACGUUCACCAUUCGUCAGAUGCAGGAGUCAGAGGUGGAGGAGACUUACCUGUUGAUUGACAAGGAGGGCUGGAACCUCACCUUGGAUAAGUUUACACACCUCUUCCGGUCACGGCCUGAAGCUUUUACUGUGGCUGUCACACCAUCGGGGGAGGUUGUAGGUACUGUUAGUUUCUUCCCCACCUUCCCCAACGAGUAUGUUCUGGGCAAUAUUGUGAUAAAAGGGCCGUAUCGCCACAAGGGAAUGGGCUACAAGCUAGUAGAGGCCAUGAUGGCCCAGCGGCCAAAUUGUGUCGUCUCCUGUACGGCCGUCCCGGGUGCUGACCAGUUCUACCUCAAUGUCGGCUUCAAGUUCACCGAACCCCAGCAGGGUCACGACAUAUUCCACAUCCUCCUCGACACGCACGACAUCAACCAGCGGUGCCAGCAACAAGACACCACCACCACAGUCCAGGACUUCGACCCGGCCUCCUUCCAUGACCUCGUGACCUACGACCGCGAGGUCAAAGGUUACGAGAGCCGGGAGUACGUGUCGAUGAUGGUGGAUUGCUUCAAGACGUGGGUGGCUCGCGACGGGCGGGGUUCGCUGGUGGGGUUCGCUGCUGCUUUCAUCAAGAGGGAUGAGAUUGUACUGGACAGCCUGUGCGCUGAUUCCCCUGAGGUGGCCUGUCUGUUUAUCAG
Molecule: messenger RNA, 749 nt
Organism: Physella acuta
Lineage: Eukaryota; Metazoa; Mollusca; Gastropoda; Physidae
Molecular function (GO): acyltransferase activity, transferring groups other than amino-acyl groups
Source: RefSeq, a predicted model, not a curated record